Helianthus annuus (common sunflower) is the source of this 975-nucleotide messenger RNA. Its product is annotated as vegetative cell wall protein gp1-like. The record is from RefSeq and is a predicted model, not a curated record. NCBI's taxonomy places the organism in Eukaryota, Viridiplantae, Streptophyta, Magnoliopsida, Asterales, Asteraceae. The transcript is spliced from 2 exons. Bases 1 to 975 code for a protein of 324 amino acids.
AUGUUUUAUUCUAAGUCUUUUGCUGAGUCUUAUGAACUCUUUUCAAACAAACAUGAUGUCUUCUUCUUCCGAUACCAGAGUGUCAGACACCCUGGAUCCCAGGACGACAAGAUCCUACCUGAGAGCGAAGUUCAUACAUCAGAUACUACGAGCACUGAGGAGGAUGACUUCCAGCCUUUUGCCCUACCCGACUUUGGGGAUGAUGUACCUUUAGCUGAUGGUCCUUUCGACGGGGAUCUACCUCUCAUUCCGAUCCCUGCUCCUAUCCCCCUAGCUACAUUUCCCUUGGAGGAUUUACCUCUCGACGCGUUAUCAGAUGACGAUAUCGACUUAUUCAUCGAGGAUCCCCCGGAUCGUGACCAGGAUGGUGUGGCCCUCAUGGAUGACGUUGUACCACCUGCUGAUGUUCCCGUUGCUGAUCCUGUUGUCCCUGUUAUCGAGCAUCCUGACAUAGAGGCUCCUCUUGAUUCGCCUGGUCCAGACUCGUUUGAGUCUGUGGCAUCCGCUACUCUCCAUCAUCGGGGCAUGCAGCACUACUCCCCCGACGAUGAUUCGGAAAUGGCGAUGUCACCUGCCCCUUUCGUUCCCCAUGACGUCGACCCAGAUCCUAAGGUCGAGUUUGUACCUACUGAGCCAGCUCCAGCUGAUCCAGCACUCGAGUUAGCUCCAGAGCCUGUUAUUACUCAUGACCCUAUUGAUGCUCCAGCCGUUGCACUUUUGCAUGAUCCUUUACCAGAGCCUGAUCACGUUGAUGCACCAGCCGUUGUACCACCGGUUCCUGAUGUUCCUAUUGUGGAUGCACCUUUACCUGAUCCUGUGCCGGUAUUUGUUGACCGUGCACCUUUCACCACACAUGUCGAUCCCAGAUAUGCUGACACCCGUAACGGGUGGAUUGAGGACGACGAUUACCCUUCUUUUGUUGUACCAGUCACACCCCCUGCUGCACCUGUUUCUGCACCUCUUGAUAUUCCCUAG